UUGAAGUAACGGUGAAUUUGUGACAAGGCCAAGUCUCCACUCUGAGCUUAAAGCCUCAAUUAUGAACAGAAAGCAUCGGGAAUUCCCUAACCGAUCAGUUUUCUAACUUUAACUGAUAUAUAAUAGUUAAGUAUUAUCAGUAUUCACAGUUGAUAGUGGAUUCACCAACAUGCUAUCUGUUCUGUUUAUCUUGGUUCUGAUGACCGGAACGUCUAUGGCAGUAGACGAUUGUGAAGUGACUGAAGAAAAUACAAAUACGUUUAAAGUUUACUACGGAUGGCCAUUUACUUAUAGAUGUGUGAAUAUAUUCACUGAUAUCAAUUAUGAUUAUGAUUUGGAAAAUUAUGGCGAUUACACGUGUGUCAUUACUGAAGUGGAGUCUGGUAAAGUAUUAUGGAAAACAGCAUUCACUGGUUCUCUCUAUGAUGACACUUUUGAGGGCGAAGUUGAUUUUACAUUUGAUAGUAUUGAUCAAACCACGCCAACAGAAUACAGGACAAAUCUGCAGAAUGCUUCAUCUUGUUGGAUCGAACAUUUUACCCUUGAACCAUUAGAACUGCCGAUAGAAACUUGCGAAGAAAAUCUGAGUUAUAAUUUCACUCAUAAUUUCGAUAAAUCGGUUGGAUCGACGUUCAACUGUCUCUGUGAUGUUCCGCGAGAUUCUAAUGCACCUAUGGAGUUGGUGAAUGACGAUACUGUAAGUCAAAAUGGAGGAACACGAAUCUACUGGCUUUAUAAUUGUGGAAAGGAGCUUCCAGACAAUGCUGCUAUGAACUACGACAAAACUUCACUGAUUUUAACAAAUAUUUCAUACCAAGCCAAUCCGGGAGUUUAUACUUGCGUUGUCGAACACAAUAAUAUGAAAAGAUACAGAAUUCAUCGCAAGAUAUGCGUAAGAGAAAAAAUAUCUCGACCCGUCACAAUAUCAUGUGAUGGUGGGAGAGCAGUAAUUGGUGAAGACAUCGAAAUCGUUUGCCACGUUGAUGCGGGAGUCGGACAAGACACGAGUAUUGCAUUCUAUGGGAGAUUCAAUAAGUUGAAUGUGACCGGAGAGAUCGAUUACACUAAAAAGAAUUCGUCAUGCGUAUCGUUUGCCAACAGAGGUUCACACAGUUCAGAAGAUAAAAGAUUCUCAUGUGUGCUGAACAUUGACGGCGAAGGGAAAAGAAAAUGCUUUUAUCGACCCCCAUCUGAUGAAGAGAUAAAACAACAACGAACUUCACUCACGAUGCGCUAUAAAAUAAAGAAUGUCCAACUGUCGGAUUUUGGAACAUAUCGUGCACAAAUCAAUCGUAAUAACUUGGCUCAAAUCUUCAAUUUUACUAUUUCACACAACAAAGAAAGAUUUCUUGCAAAACAUAACUUUACUUUAAUAGUUUGCAUCUCAGUAGUCUGUGGAUUUGGUCUUUUCUUUGUUAUGCUCUGCGCAUUGUGCGGUGUGGAAUUGAGAUGGUUCUGGUUCAAGUUGUGUGCUGCACAAGAAAAAGAGAUUAAAAAGUAUUCAUCAUAUCUUGCGUACUACUACAGUAGAGACACAUCACAAAACCAGUCGCCACAACUUGAAGCAUUUAUAAUGAAUCUUUCAACUAGAUUGCAGCGAAUUGGUGGACCCGUAUUUGACAGAUGUAGAGAACCAAGCACAGAGCAAUAUAAAGCUGAAAGUAUAUACGCAGAACUAGGUCAAUGCCAUCGUGUCAUUAUUAUACUUACUCCAGAAUACAUCAACGACCAAUGGAGUGUGUAUGAAGCGUAUGAGGCAUGGAAAAACGUUAUUGAAAACGGAAUUAAAAUUAUGUUCAUAACGUUCCCAAAUACAAAUUCUGCAAUCUCAAAUCUUCCUGACCAGUCAAGAACCGCAUUGAAGAAAGCUUUGCAGAGACAUCAAGUGAUUCACUGGACCGGAAUUCUGCCCUUCACCAAGAGAAUGAGAAUGCAACUGGAAAUGUUCAUGCCGAAGCUACCACAAGCGGACGCCAUGGAGCUGAAAGUUUCAAGGCUUGAUGACGAUGACCAGCUGUUGACUUCCAAGCAAAAUGGUCACAGUAUAUCUACGCAGCAGAAGGAUACCAAUGGAAACGUCUAUCACAGUUCUCUCAAUAUAUAACAAGAUAAAAAUACCGUAUGGGUACUCCAGAGGUCGAGGAAAACAUGGUAGUACUCGGGCCAAAAAUGAAUGCACGAUACUAAAUAGAGAGAAGUAUGGAACAAUGCAUUGCACCACUUCAUAAGCAAUUCAAGUCCAUUUACCUGGAACGAAUGAACAGUUCGCUAUUUCGACAUUCAUCCUAGACUGACAAGCAAUGGUAGCUAACCAUAUGGAUUUAACUGUUUACUUAGUUUUCUCAUCUACAGUCCAGAAUACCAAAAUAACAAUUCGGUAAAUUAUCAAUGGAAUGUAUUGUUAUUGAUACAUGAAAUGAAGCCAAUCGCCUAAGCCAUCCUGCACGCAACAAACAAGUUAAAUAAAACAAAAAAGCAAGCACGAUAAAAUCUAUUUUUCUUGCCCUUUUCUCACGUUUCGAGUCAAUUGAAAAACAGCUGUGUAUUUUCAAAACAUUGCGCUCAAUAGCAGAAUAUUACCGCCUAAAUUUUUCGGGAUUCAAAUUUCUCACGAUAAACAUCAAUCCAAUUGAACCAAUAAAUCAGCAAAAAGAUUCCAAGAAAAGCGUGGUUUUUACCUGAUUGUUGUCUGAAGUAUAUCACAUUUAUAAUUCGCAUUUGCACUUUCAAAAACUUUUAACAAUUUUUAAUUUCUGUUAAAGUUUAAAAUAAAAAUUGCCGUAAAUUUUAUUAAAUAAUAUGGAGAGAUAGUAAGUUUUUCUCAAUAUCCUUUAAUAAAAUUUAGGGUAAUUGGUAAAUUUGGUUUAUAAUUAUCUGCACUGAUCGUUUUAGUAUUUACAUAAUGAACGUUUUUAAUCUAAUCAUAUCUGAUUCCUUUUAAUGCCAUAUUCUUCAAAUUUAUUUUAAACCACCUAAUCAAAAUAAUACAUGUGCAUCAAAUAAAGAUACACCUCAUCAAAGCUAUAUUUUUAAAGAACUGUAAUAGUUCAAAUAUAUUCUUAAACUUGAAAUAACGUUGUUGCGGUUCACAAUAUGUCAGAUUUCAUUUUCAAUUCAUUGAUUUUUUUUUUUCAUGAUGUUUUAAUUUGGCAUUUUCGCAAUGUGAUUGAACUUCGUGCUUUUUGCUAUUGCUAAAUUACUUUCUCGUUUUUUUCUUUUUUUUGUAAUAAACAAACAAAGAGUGAAAAACAUCAUACAAUUUUUAUUUAUUCACAGUUUGGUUCGUCACAUUUUAGGGUGUUUGCUUUUUGACUGCUGUAUAAGACGUAAGUGUUCGUUCAAUAUUUGCUUUGAGAUUGAAGGAUUUAAAAUUAAUAAAUAA
This is a messenger RNA of Styela clava, 3382 nucleotides long. The record is from RefSeq and is a predicted model, not a curated record. Lineage: Eukaryota; Metazoa; Chordata; Ascidiacea; Stolidobranchia; Styelidae.